Molecule: messenger RNA, 807 nt
Organism: Dermatophagoides pteronyssinus (European house dust mite)
Lineage: Eukaryota; Metazoa; Arthropoda; Arachnida; Sarcoptiformes; Pyroglyphidae
Gene: Lipt2
Product: Lipoyl(octanoyl) transferase 2
Biological process (GO): protein lipoylation
Molecular function (GO): lipoyl(octanoyl) transferase activity
Source: RefSeq, a predicted model, not a curated record
AUGAACCUAUUUCAAUCCAAUGAGUCCGAUCCAAUCGAGACCUUGAACGAUGACCAUAUUUUUUUGCGAAUUUUAUUCAAAUUAAAAAUUUUUUUAAAAAUAAUUUUAAAACAAAACAUGUGUUCUAAAAUACGAGUCAUCGAUUUAAAUCGUCUUUCAUAUAAUACAGCUUUGUAUAUACAACAAAAAUUAUUUACCAAAGUUCAACAAGAAUCAUCUUCGUCGACGACAACAAAUUCCGUACCAAAUUAUUUACUAUUAGUUGAACAUGAACCAGUAUAUACUAUUGGUAUUCGUAGUAAACAAUAUUUGGAUGAAAAAUUUCAAGAAAAACUACAAAAUUUAGGAGCAGAUUUUUCGAUAACAAAUCGUGGUGGAUUAAUAACAUUUCAUGGUCAUGGACAAUUGGUUGCAUAUCCGAUUGUAAAUUUAAAAAAUUUUCCCAUCAUUCAAAAUAGUAUCAAAAAAUUUGUUUGCCAGCUUGAAUCAACUAUUAUUGAUGUUUGUGAAGAAUUUGGUAUCAAAUCUGCUAGAAUGAAUGGUUAUCCUGGUGUUUGGGUUGAUUCGGAUAGAAAAAUUGCUGCACUUGGUAUUCAUUGUAGUCGUUAUGUAACAAUGCAUGGUAUAGCUAUUAAUUGUAAUGUUAAUCUUGGUUGGUUUGAUCAUAUUAUACCAUGUGGUAUUGAAAAUAAAUCCAUUACAUCCAUAUCGAAUGAAUUGAAUAAAAAUAUUUCCAUUGAACAAGUAAAACCAUUAUUAUUAAAACAUUUUUGUGAGAAAUUAGAAUGUAAAAUUGAAAAACAUUAA